UCUUGUAUAAAAUUCUCAUUGAAAGCUUCAAAUUAAGCACUUGAACAAAAGUAUUUAACUUCUGUGGUGCAUCCAGACCAAAAUUAGUAACGUUUCAAACAAUUUGUGGCGGAAUUAUUGAGUAAUACACCGCAGGCACACUAUUAUGGCAUAUCGUUUCGGUUCCGUUAGUAUAACAAGAUGUCAAUUGGCGCUGUUGAUUGGUACACCUGUCGCUAUUGGUUUGGGUGUCUACAUUUACAAUAAAUCAAUUGAUGAAAAAAAGCCUAUUAGCGAUAAUGAUGCUUCAGAAAAUGCAGCUUUACGCAAAAAGGGACUUCCGGCCAAGGAUAAGAACCAAACACUUUCCAUCGAUGGCACCGGAGAAGACAAGGAGCUGCGUAAGAAAAAAAAUGCUGAACUGGGAAGCGAAAAGUUGUCCCCACUAAAAGAAGCCACUAUGUACAAGAAUGAUGGCAAUGUUUACUACCGUAAUGGCAAAUAUGACGAAGCCAUUUCCUUUUAUGAUAAAGCUAUUGACAAAUGCCCAGCCGAAAACCGCACCGACCUCGCAAUUUUCUAUCAAAAUCGUGCCGCCUCAUAUGAAAUGCUGAAGAAAUGGAAUCGCGUCAAGGAGGAUUGCUCGCGUUCGCUUGAAUAUAAUCCACGCUAUGCGAAAGCAUAUUUUAGGCGUGCUAAGGCGCACGAAGCUACGAAUGAUAUGCUAGAAUGCUUGGAUGAUGUCACUGCAACUUGCAUACUAGAAAUGUUCCAAAAUAAUAGCACAAUAAUGUAUGCGGACCGCAUUCUAAAGCAGACCGGUCGUGACGACACCGAACGUGGGUUGAAGGAGCAUAAACCAAUUUUGCCAUCGAAGAAUUUCAUAAAUACUUAUCUGCGGUCAUUUAUUGCUGAUCCAAUAGAGGGCAUUACUUUGCCUAUGGCAGAGGACGGAGCAAGUUUGAAAGGUUUUGCGCGGGCGAAGAAAGCAUUGGAAGUAGAGCAGUAUGAGGAAGUUAUACCAGAGUGUACGGAAGAGAUUGAGACUUCCGAAUCGGAAUCGCAAUACAAAUCAGAAGCUUUGUUGUUGCGCGGCACUUUUCAUAUGCUCUCGGGUAAUUUCGCUGCAGCGAAACAAGAUUUGGAUGCUGUGAUCAAUAACGCUGAUGCCGAUGUGUCGCUACGUGCUGCUGCCUUUAUUAAGCGUGCCUCCUUGCAUAUACAGCUAGAGGAGAAAGACUUGGGGCUGUCAGAUUUUGAUGCUGCGUCGAAAUUGCAACCAGAAAAUCCAGAUGUUCAUCAUCAGCGUGCACAAAUCUACAUUUUGAUUGAUCAGCUGCCUGAAGCGCUCAAUGAAUUUGAAAAGGUCUUAAAAAUGGCACCAAAUAUUGCAAUGGCUUACAUACAGAAAUGUUACGCCGAAUAUCGUAUGGCAUUGAUGUCCCAAGAUCAGAUAAGACUAAUGAUAGUCAUGACCGAAUUCAAGAAUGCCAUUGAGAAAUUCCCCGACUGUGUUGAAUGUUACAGUCUGAUGGCACAAGUUUUGGGCGACCAGCAGCAAUUCCAACAAGCAGAUCAAUUCUAUGAGAAAGCUCUUAAGCUAGCGCCAGAAAAUGCUUCAUUAUAUGUAUAUCGUGGCAUAAUGCUACUACAGUGGAAGGGUGAUAUUGAUAAAACCAUCGAACUCAUGAAUCGAGCAGUAGAAGUGGACAAGAAAUGUUUACUAGCAUAUGAGACACUCGGCACAAUUGAAGUGCAACGGGCAAAUCUAAAUCGUGCUGUCGAACUUUUUGAAAAAGCAAUAAAACUGGCAAAGAGUAGAUCAGAAAUGGGUCAUCUAUAUGCUUUGCGAAAUGCCGCAGUUGCUCAAGUGAAUGUUACGCGUAGAUUGGGUAUUGAUAUGUCGACAGUAUCUGCGCUGGCGCAAUCGGGUACAAUACCGGUGUCGUUAUAAAGUGUAAGCGUGUGAGAAGAGGAACUUUAAAAGUACUUUGAAGUAGUAUCAAGUUUAAGUAAUUUCGCUGCAAAAUAACCAUUAAUAUAAAAAAUUCCAAUAAGCUAAAGAAGAAGGAACUUGCAGUUAAUAAGCGUGAAUAUAGCAUACAAGCAUUUCACCUCCUUUGGCCCAUCCUUACCGAGCAAAGUCUAAUCAGUGCAGUAUAAGAGGUGGAAAUACUCAUAUAAUAAAUUCAUGCAACUAAAUGAAAGAAGAGGUGCUCCUAAGUUUUUUUUUAUUAAACUCUGACGACACUCCCAUAAGUUUGUAUUAUUGUUCUAAUUAAAUGUUUUCUGGGGGGUUAAUGCCUAAUCGAAACUAGAACACAAGUUUCCCAUUUUGUGUGUUUAUGGAGCGGAAGCGGGUUUGGCGCUUUUUAUUUGGUCACUCAUAGCUAGCUCGCUAUUGCCGUAAUUCACAGUGUAAAAUAAAAUUCACAGCCAAAGUUAUGUCUACCGAAUUGCGAGCAUGGUGGGUUCUAACACAUUUAUAUGUAG
Rhagoletis pomonella (apple maggot) is the source of this 2472-nucleotide messenger RNA. Its product is annotated as mitochondrial import receptor subunit TOM70-like. Gene Ontology annotation, molecular function: protein binding. The record is from RefSeq and is a predicted model, not a curated record. Lineage: Eukaryota; Metazoa; Arthropoda; Insecta; Diptera; Tephritidae.